AUGAUUACCACCAUUGCCAAUGAUUCCGAGAAUUCAAUCUCAAGAUUUCGGAGUAUGAUUACCACACUCCCCCAUGCCGUCUUCUUGAUGAAAAAGUCCUCAGGGAAGAGCGUUUGGAUUGGUAUCAGCAUCGUAGCUACAGCUCUGCUCGCUUCUAUACGAGCUUAUGCAAUUAGAAAGUCUAGAGAUAACCGACCUUCUGGCUCUGUUUCUGAUCUUGUUAGACGUGGUAAGCUGAGAUCUGGUGAUAGAAGAGGCAUAAGCCUGUUGAUGACAAGAUCAUGGAGAUUGCUUCCCUCGAGAAGUUCCUUCAGGAGAGGAUCAAAUUCGGUGGUAAAGCUGGUGCACUUGGUGAUUCUGUCACAAUCACUCGUGAGAAGAGUCACUUCUGAUGGCCAGUUCUCCAAGAGGUAUGUGAAGUACUUGACAAAGAAGUACUUGAAAAAUCACAACGUGAGGGAUUGGCUGAGAGUGAUUGCGGCCAACAAGGACGGUAACCUCUAUGAGUUGAGGUACUUCAGCAUUGCUGAGAACGAGGGUGAGGUAGAAGACUAG
Messenger RNA from Eruca vesicaria subsp. sativa (arugula), 555 nucleotides. The record is from the annotation of a GenBank genome assembly. NCBI's taxonomy places the organism in Eukaryota, Viridiplantae, Streptophyta, Magnoliopsida, Brassicales, Brassicaceae.